AUGAUUGCUGACAAGCUAGCUGGUUUUGAUGUUGUCAUUGUGCACGUUGGCACUAACAACACUGAUAACAGUGUCAGCGUGUGCAUCGACAAGUAUCGCCAGCUCGCUCAGGGGAUCAUUGAAAGGAAUUCCAUGGUGCAUUACCGCCCAUGGGAAUAUCAGUACUCUUUGUUGAAUGACAACUACAAAAAGGUUAAUGCUGCCCUGAUGCAGUACUGCCACAAGUGUGGCUUCACUUUCCUGGGUGGUCUCGUGAACGACUGGCCCAGCUACCUGAGCAAGGAUGGUGUCCACCCGAGCCGCUUUGGUAACAAGGUGCUGGCAGACUACCUGUACCAGGAGGCCUGCACCUUGUCCAUCGAUCUGGAGAGAUGCCGCAUCCAGCAGUGCUACAAGGAGACCCAGGCACCUUCUUCAUGGACCGGCCGGACUCGCAGGACAGCAUCCCUGCCAUCUCAGAGGCUGACUUUCCCCCACUUGGUUUGCAUAUUUUCAUUUCUUCUCAAGCAGCAAGUGGACCUUCCACAGCACCAGCUCCUGUCUGGGAAGCCAGCACUGCUCCCUUGCAGAGGCACGACACCAACCAGCCGACCAGAACCCUUCAAGGUGCUGGCUUUUCACUUGUUGGCGGUGUCCGUGUCCGUUGCAAGGGUAGCAAGGCUUGGUGGACCUGGGACAGCCUGCCUUCCCCCAUUUUCCAUGGCACAAGUGUACCAAGCAGGGGAAAAGCUGAGGGGAGGUCUGAUGAGCCAAUGAUCCGUGGUCGAGGUGCAAGCACCACUUGUGUCAGGAGAACUA
Dermacentor silvarum is the source of this 798-nucleotide messenger RNA. RefSeq lists its product as uncharacterized. The record is from RefSeq and is a predicted model, not a curated record. The transcript has 2 exons. Bases 1 to 756 code for a protein of 251 amino acids. Lineage: Eukaryota; Metazoa; Arthropoda; Arachnida; Ixodida; Ixodidae.